AAAGAUCCUGCAAUUUUUCCUGAUGCUCUUCAUGCGAGGACUUUAGUUAAUGAGGUUGAUAGAAAAUUGGUUAAGCAGACAGUGAUGACAUCAGUGUAUGGUGUCACUUACAUUGGUGCACGGGAACAGAUAAAGAGGAGAUUGAAGGAAAGGAAUGCCAUUCCAGAUGAUACAGAGCUCUUUGGUGCUUCUUGUUAUGCUGCAAAGGUCACUUUAACCGCCUUAGAGGAAAUGUUUCAAGGUGCGCGAGGUAUCAUGAACUGGCUUGGUGACUGUGCAAAAAUAAUUGCAUCUGAAAAUCAACCAGUACGCUGGAGCACUCCUCUUGGACUUCCUGUUGUUCAACCUUACCGAAAACUAGGAUCACAUAUUAUCAAAACUUCACUUCAGAUGUUGUCAUUGCAACGAGAAACAGACAAGGUCAUGGUUAGGAGGCAGAGGACAGCAUUUCCACCAAAUUUUGUUCACUCGCUUGAUGGUUCUCAUAUGAUGAUGACUGCGGUUGCCUGCAAAAAGGAAGGCUUGAAUUUUGCUGGGGUUCAUGAUUCAUAUUGGACGCAUGCAUGUGAUGUGGAUAAAAUGAAUAGAUUACUGCGAGAGAAGUUUGUAGAACUCUACGAGAACCCAGUACUGGAAAAUUUACUGGAAAGCUUUCAGAGUUCUUUCCCAUCACUAACUUUUCCACCCUUGCCUGAACGAGGAGACUUUGACUUAAGGGAAGUUUUAGAGUCACCAUAUUUCUUCAACUGAUCACCAUCUGCAGCCUUCUCUAAGACUUGGACUGUGUCUUUUAGGGCUCACUGACAUCUCAUGUUAUUUCUGUGUGAGCAUGGCAAGGACAGCUCUUUUGAAAUAUCCAUUAUGGAGAGGCUAUUUCAAUGGCGGUGUAUAUAUAUUCAAAGGCAUCCAGAGCCUUGAGGAGUACCUUUAUGGUAUGAUAGGAAAUCCACCUCUUGCUAACACAUUAUACGAGUCAGAAAUCUUUGAUGCUGCUGCAGCUUUCUGAAGGCUCCCAAGAAUAGCCAAAGGUUUGAAAUUUCCAUUUCCGUCCAACGAAUUUCAUUUAUUAAUUUUAAGGGUCUGGAGUAUCAUUACCAAUGGGUGGCGAGUCUGUGACAAUUGUGCUCACAGUCACCGUGCGGCAGCGCAUCUUGAAAUCAGCAGGGAAUUCUACCUGUUCAUUCUCAUUGUCACAAGUUUUUUUUUUAAUUUUUUUUUGUAAAUAUGAAGAAAAUAAUUUUGCUUGGACUAGUGUACGUACAUGAUUUAUAGUAUACGUGUAUCAACCUGUAAAAGCUUAGUGAUUAAUCCAUGCCAUAUUUGUCACCGGUCAUCAGUUCAAGAUGGUUAAUGCUGACAAAGGUUGAUGCACUAUUCAUUUGACUUAUUCUGGUAAUGAAAUAAUCCUCCAACAAAGGGUUGGAUAUUACCAAAUUAGUCGUAAAGUAA
Messenger RNA from Vigna umbellata (rice bean), 1449 nucleotides. NCBI's taxonomy places the organism in Eukaryota, Viridiplantae, Streptophyta, Magnoliopsida, Fabales, Fabaceae. The record is from RefSeq and is a predicted model, not a curated record.